GGCUGCAGGUGAGGUCAAAUGCAGAGGAAGGGAGCGGAAGAGCUUUGCUGACAGGUGGAAAAUAUUUCGCUUUAAGCUAAAAGGGAACAAAUGGACGAUAAUACAACGGCACUGACGGAGAGCCUCAUAAUAUGGCUGCAGACCUUCAACACACCUGCACCCUGCAGAACAGUGGGGGAGCUGACUACUGGAGCGGCAAUAUCACAGGCACUGCAUCAAAUAGACCCAGCUUGGUUCACUGAUGGAUGGCUCAGUCGUAUCAAAACAGAUGUUGAGGAUAACCUGAGACUGAAGAUGAACAACCUAAAGAAGAUCCUUCAGAUGGUGUUGGAUUAUUAUAAUGAGGUCUUAGCCCAGGAAAUCUCAGACUUCCCCUUACCCGAUCUGGCCCUGGUGGCAGAACAUUCGGACCCCGUGCAGCUGGGGAGGCUGCUGCAGCUCAUAUUGGGCUGUGCUGUCAGAUGUGAGCGUAAACAAGAAUACAUUCAGAUCAUCAUGACCUUGGAGGAGUCAGUGCAGCAUGUUGUCAUGACAGCCAUCCAGGAGCUAAUGAGUAAAGAGACCAUGGCCCCGUUUGGAGCAGAACUGUCAGGGGACAUGGAACAGCAGCUAAAAAAAGCCCUUGAGGACCUCACUGAGCUUCUAGCAGAGAAGGAAGCAUUGGCCCAACGCUGCCAAGAGCUGGACAUACAGGUGACUGUUCUUCAAGAGGAACGGAACAGCUUAUUGGCUGAGAAUGACGUCCUAACAGACCGAACCAAUCAGCUGGACACAUUCGACGACCCAAGCACACCCUCAGGGAGAAAACACAGUCAGCUGCAGCAACAGGUAGAGGCGCUGCAGGAGGAGAACUUCAGGCUGGAGGCCGCUAAGGAUGACUACCGCAUCCACUGUGAAGAGUUGGAGAAGCAGCUGAUUGAGGUUCAGCACCGUAAUGACGAGCUCACCAGCCUGGCAGAAGAAUCUCGAGCUCUCAAAGAUGAACUGGAUGUUUUGAGGAACUGCUCAGACCGGGUGGUGAUGCUGGAGGCCUCAGUGGAAACAUACAAACGUAAACUGGAGAAUCUCGGUGAUCUGAAGCGGCAGAUGAAGCUGCUGGAGGAGAAUAACAUGACCUACAUGCACAACACUGUUAGCUUGGAGGAGGAACUGCGCAAGGCCAACGCUGCCCGUGCACAGCUAGAAACAUACAAGAGGCAGGUCCAGGAGCUACACAGGAAGUUGUCUGAGGAGACAAGGCGAGCGGAUAACCUGGCCUUCGAGAUGAAGAAGCUGGAGGAAAAGCAUGAGACUGUGAUGAAGGAGAAAGAGCGGAUCAUUAUCGAGAGAGAGUCUCUGAAGGAGAUCAACGAGGAGCUGCGAUGCACUCAGGCUCAACAGCACCAGCUCUCCCAAGCAGGGAUUCUUCCUUCCGGCAGCCCCAGCCAUGACAACUUGGCAGCUGAAUUAAUACCCAUCGAGUACAGAGAAAAGUUCAUCCGGCUGCAGCAUGAGAACAAGAUGCUGAGAGUGCAGCAGGAGGAGUGUGAGAGGGAGAAGAUCGCUGCACUGCAGACCCAGCUGGAGGAAGCACACAAGACGCGCAGUGAACUGGACACCGAGAACAGACUUAGUCGAGAGCGGAUCAGUGAGCUGCAGCAGCAGGUGGAGGACCUCCAGAAGGCUCUGCAGAGUCAGGCGGCCAAACCUGAUGAUUCAAACCUGAAACGGAAACUUGAUGCGCACAUGGUCCAGCUGAACGAGGCUCAGGAUGAAAUCAUGAAGAAGAAAGAGCUGCUGGAGGACCUUCAGCCUGAUAACACUCAAACCUCCUUGAAGCUGGAUGAGCUAAUGGCUGCUCUGAAGAAGAAAGAUGAUGACAUGAGGGCCAUGGAGGAGAGGUACAAAAUGUACCUCGAGAAGGCUCGUAAUGUGAUCCGAGCGCUGGAUCCUAAACUUAAUCCAGCCACUGCUGAGAUCCAGGCUCUGAGGAACCAGUUAGCAGAUCGGGACAAGCAGAUUCUCAACCUGGAGCGUCAAUGUGAGCAGGCCAGACUGAGAGAAUACGAGGAGAAGCUGAUCGUCACAGCGUGGUACAACAAGAGUGUGAACUUUCAGAAGUUGGCAAUUGAGUCGCGUCUCGGUGGCUGCACCUCCUCCAUGGCGUCCCCCUCCCAGUCCUUCUUGUCCCAGCAGCGGCAAGUCUCAAACGCACCACGCCGGGCCCUUUCCAUCAACGUGCCUGCCACUACCUCCAAGUAGACCUUGUCAGAGAGCCAAAUGUCUCACCUUUAUUCAGUUAAGGGAAGAAUCCCCUCCCUCACUCCCUCCCAACAAUGAGCACUCAAGUGACCUUAAACACAUUUGCUCACAGCACUUGGGGGAGGGGUCGAUGAGCACUCACUUAUUAAACGCAACCCAGUAGGUCACCCGCCUGAGCUUAGAGCACACUGUCCCACAAUACACAGGCUGACCUUUGCAUAGAACAUGAGCCCACAACCUGUGUUCACCUCACUAGCUAGAGUAGCGCACACUGUCCAAAACGUAGACUUAGAGUAUAUUUCCCAUCUGCCCUGUUUGCUUUUCAAACAGCUGAACACUUCCUAUAAUCAAUUCAGCCUUCACUCUCUUAUAUCCUGUCAUGCUGUGUGCUUGAUAAGGAAUGAGAGAAACAGAAAUUGAUGCGUAACCAUUUUAUUCAGAAUCAGAGCCUAUCAUAUAUGUGAAUGUGAUUUUAAAAAGGGUUAUUUGAAUGCUAAAGCCAACUAAAUGUAACUUCAGAUUGAUUGAUUGUUGAUGUAUGGAAAAGUGUACCAUCAUACUAUGCAGUUAAGGGGGUACUGAUGUUGUCAUUGAGCAGGCUGAUGGAAAAACAAACGUGCUUUAGAUGUCUUUGAGAAAAUGAUUGCCAUAUUUGGUGCUGGCCACCAACUGCUUUUAAGUAUCAAACACUUCAACUUACAAUUUUUAAACCAAACUGAAACAUCAUGUAAAGCUGUGAAAAUUCUAUAAAUCAUAACAAGUAAAAUUAACCUCUGAGGUGCUGCAACAACAAAUCCUACACAAGAAAUCCAGGACUAAUCAAUCAUGUAUUUUCUACACUCCUCCAGUGUGAUUUGACUUUCUUACUGGCAGCAUGCUCAAAAUGAAAACUGGCAGGCCUUUCUAUUCACUGAUUAUCUUGAAGCUUGUAAGUUCUCUAGUCCAUAAUCUAUGAAGUUGUACAGCUGUAAUGUAAACAUGACUUUAACACCAGCUUCUGAUCCUAACGUCAGAACCAGGUUAAGCUUUCUUGAAGUAUCUGCAAAUUGUAACUUGAGAAUUUUGAUUACUGUAGUCGAUAUUGUAUUUAAUCACAGACUUGUUUUCAGGCUGUUUUAGUGUUGGUGGAAGUUCAGAGUGAAGAGCGCAGUAGAGAGGCAGGCGUUUGAUACUGUGGGUUAUUGGCUGUCCAGCCUUAUGGAGUCUUAAGUUAUACUGCACUACUUUCACAACAUGAAAUGGCUGUUGAUUGCCUUGUUACUCUGUAUGUUUGCAAUAACACUAAAGAGGCAUUUUAUUAUGUAUUUGUGAUCAAUUAGAUGUAUGUCAAAGCGCUUUUAUUUUCCUUUGCAGUGGAUGAUUCUUGUAGAUUGCUGAUCUAAAAGCUGUCAUUUAUAUGAAAAUAAGAAGUAUGAACAAAUUUAGCACAGCACAGAAACUACAUGUGCAGUGUUAUAUGUUUGUGUAUACAUGAAGUGAGGAAGGCGUGAUGAAUUUUCAGGAAUUUAAGGAGUUUAGCAUUUUCAAUCCUUUGGUUUUCUUGUGAAUAAAUAAAUUCUUUUU
Molecule: messenger RNA, 3804 nt
Organism: Chelmon rostratus (copperband butterflyfish)
Lineage: Eukaryota; Metazoa; Chordata; Actinopteri; Chaetodontiformes; Chaetodontidae
Gene: hook1
Product: hook microtubule-tethering protein 1
Exons: 22
Coding region: 91-2241 (716 amino acids)
Biological process (GO): cytoskeleton-dependent intracellular transport; cytoplasmic microtubule organization
Cellular component (GO): cytoplasm; centrosome
Molecular function (GO): dynein light intermediate chain binding; microtubule binding
Source: RefSeq, a predicted model, not a curated record